Molecule: messenger RNA, 1215 nt
Organism: Exophiala aquamarina CBS 119918
Lineage: Eukaryota; Fungi; Ascomycota; Eurotiomycetes; Chaetothyriales; Herpotrichiellaceae
Exons: 1
Coding region: 1-1215 (404 amino acids)
Biological process (GO): maturation of SSU-rRNA
Cellular component (GO): cytoplasm
Source: RefSeq, a predicted model, not a curated record
AUGCCAGACUACGACAGCGACUCGUCCGAUAAUGCUGAGGACUAUUCCACCACGGAUGUCACUCUCGGCUAUGCUGCCACCGAAUCUACAGGCGACGAUAUCAGUCACCUUGGAGGCCACUCCACCUGGCUAGACACCCAAAACCCUCCACCAGCUGCUCUUGCCAAAUGUAAAGUCUGCAAUGGCUACAUGUCGCUAUUGCUUCAGCUCAAUGCAGACUUGCUACAAUUCUUUCCCCAUGAUGAACGACGGCUACAUCUUCUUUGCUGCAGAAAGAAGACAUGCUCCAAGAAGUUUGGUAGUAUCAGAGCCUUUCGAGAAGUGAAGAAGCGUGAAGUGAGGGAUAGAAAAGAGAAGAAACCUAAGGAGCCACAAAAGGAGAAGCCACAACAAGAUCUCGGAACCGCAUUAUUCGGAGGAACGAGCCCUCUUCCAACAUCGAAUGCAGCCAAUCCAUUUUCCUUAGCCGGUGCGGGAACGCAGCCAGGUCCUGCAAACCCAUUCGCAUCAGUUGGCUCACCCUCAACGCUGGCAGCAAAGCCUCCUCAAAGACCGAUCGAUGAGCCACAACCGCCUGUUGAAUCCUUCACUAGUAAAUUGAAAAUUGGCAUGGAGUCUCAACCGGAGGGUACGAAGGACAGCACGAUAGAACGAUGGCCAGAAAGCUCCGCCUUUCCUCCUCCUUUCACCUCCUAUUAUCUAGAUGCAUACCCUGAAGAGCUGGAGAAAGAGGAUACUACAAAUGCCAAUGCCGAAGCAUCUAAUGUACAGUACGAUACAGAAGACGGUGGUGGCGGUACUCUUGAGAAAGACACCUUUGAGUCGUCGCUGGAUAAGACGUUUCAAAAGUUUUCAGACCGGGUAGCGCAAAAUCCCGAACAAGUCUUGCGUUACGAGUUCAAAGGUGAGCCAUUACUCUAUUCGGGGACGGAUAAUGUAGCAUCUCGGUUCGUCGUUCCGCAUGGAAAAUCCGGGGCCGUCAGAGGCAUGCCUCGAUGCGAAAAAUGUGGAUCUCAGAGAGCCUUUGAACUGCAGCUUGUACCAGGACUAAUCUACCAACUCGAGAAAGACGAGGCUAUGGAUCUAGAAGAAGGCAUGGAGUGGGGAACCAUUAUUCUCGGGACCUGUGUGAACAACUGUGGCGAGGCUGGUAAGGUGUCUUUCAGAGAGGAAUGGGUCGGUGUGCAGUGGGAGGAAAGGGUGGCCAGGAAAUGA